AUGAGCCCUUCAGCAGUCGAAGGAAACGGGGUCGCAGACAUCAAGACGACUCUCAAGCCUAACAUUGGCGUUUACACCAACCCCAACCAUGAUCUCUGGGUAACGGCUGCUGAACCCUCUGCUGAAGCCGUCAAGUCCGGCUCCGACUUGAAGCUUGGUGAGGUCAGUGUUGCUAUCCGCAGCACUGGUAUUUGCGGUUCCGAUGUUCACUUCUGGCAUGCUGGUUGCAUCGGUCCUAUGAUUGUCGAGGGCGACCACAUCCUGGGCCAUGAGUCGGCUGGCGAGGUUAUCGCCGUGCACCCUUCUGUCAGCCAUCUCAAGGUUGGCGACAGGGUCGCCGUCGAGCCAAAUAUCCCCUGCGGUACCUGCGAGCCCUGCCUUACUGGCCGAUACAAUGGUUGUGAGAGCGUCCAGUUCCUGUCGACACCACCUGUUCCCGGCAUGUUGCGCCGAUAUAUCAACCACCCGGCUGUCUGGUGUCAUAAGAUUGGAAAUAUGUCGUUUGAGAACGGCGCUCUCCUUGAGCCCCUCAGUGUUGCCCUUGCUGGCAUGCAGAGGGCCCAGGUCGCCCUGGGAGACCCUGUCCUGAUUUGCGGUGCUGGACCUAUCGGGCUGAUCACCCUUCAGUGCUGUGCCGCCGCAGGUGCUUCUCCUAUCGUCAUCACUGACAUUUCAGAGAGCCGGCUGGCAUUUGCUAAGGAGCUCUGCCCUCGCGUGACUACACACAAGGUCGAGCGACUGUCAGCUGAAGACUCCGCUAAAGCAAUUGUUAAGAGCUUCGGAGGUGUCGAGCCCAGUGUUGCGCUGGAGUGUACCGGUGUCGAAAGCAGUAUUGCCGCUGCCGUCUGGUCAGUAAAGUUUGGCGGCAAGGUCUUUAUCAUUGGCGUCGGAAAGAACGAGAUCAACAUUCCCUUCAUGCGCGCAAGUGUACGAGAAGUCGACAUUCAGCUCCAGUACCGUUAUUGCAACACCUGGCCCAGGGCUAUCCGAUUGAUUGAGAACAACGUAGUUGACCUCUCAAAGCUCGUCACCCACAAGUUCAAGCUUGAGGAUGCCAUCAAGGCGUUUGAGACGUCGGCAGAUGCCAGGAGCGGGGCCAUCAAGGUCAUGAUCCAGAGCCUGGACUGA
Messenger RNA from Fusarium subglutinans, 1128 nucleotides. Its product is annotated as l-iditol 2-dehydrogenase. The record is from RefSeq and is a predicted model, not a curated record. Gene Ontology annotation, molecular function: L-iditol 2-dehydrogenase (NAD+) activity. The transcript has 2 exons. Lineage: Eukaryota; Fungi; Ascomycota; Sordariomycetes; Hypocreales; Nectriaceae. Gene Ontology annotation, biological process: D-sorbitol catabolic process. Bases 1 to 1128 code for a protein of 375 amino acids.